GAGAGAGAGAGAGAGAGAGAGAGAGAGAGAGAGUCUCUGUCUCUCUCUGCUGCAGUUAGCACUAUCCAAACCACACUGAGAGCUGGAGCGCGCGGACCCGUUGCUUUGCUUCUGACCGUGGUACCCCCGUCGUUUCCCUUGCUCUCCUACCCCUCCUUUUCUGCUUUCCUUCCCUUGAGAGCUUCUUUUCCCCGCGAACAUCCUCUCUCACUUUCAAUUUUAAUAGAUCUCGGAGAAAGAUAGAAGUGACGCAUCCCUGAUCUCCUUCACAGUGGUCGUUCUCGCGGACGCUCUUUUUCUCACUGGAACUGGAUUUUUGAAGCGACGUGGACGCGUGGAUGAUACACCGGGGCGAGAACUGGAGAUGGAGUUGCUCGUGAUCAGCCUCUCCUUAUGGAUCCUGCAGUGCCGCUCAGCUCGCGCGGACUCCAUUAUUCACAUCGGAGCUAUUUUUGAACAGAACGCCAUACGGGACGACGAGGUUUUUCAGCUUGCCAUUUCAGACCUGAGUUUGAAUGAUGACGUCCUCCAGAGUGAGAGGAUUACACAUUCUAUCAAACUUAUCGAGCCCAACAACCCCUUCCAGGCGGUACAGGAAGCCUGUGAACUCAUGAAUCAGGGGAUACUGGCUUUGGUGUCAUCAACGGGAUGUGCUGCAGCUAAUGCACUACAAUCUCUUACGGAUGCCAUGCACAUUCCUCACCUUUUCAUUCAGAGGAAUGGAGACGGCACACCCCGUGCUGAGUGCCAGCUCAAUCCCAGCCCCGAUGGAGAGCGCUACACGUUGGCUGCACGCCCUCCUGUUCGUCUGAAUGAUGUCAUGAUCACGCUCGUCUCUGAACUCCAUUGGCACAAGUUCAUCGUUUUCUAUGACAGCGAGUAUGAUGUGCGGGGACUGCGUGGGUUUCUGGACCAGGCUUCUCGAAUAGGUUUGGAUGUGUCUCUACAGCAGGUUGACCGGAAUGUGACCAAGGUGUUUUCCACUCUGUUCAGCACAAUGAGAAUGGAGGAGCUGAACCGUUACCGGGACACUCUCAGAAGGGCCAUCCUGCUGCUCAGUCCUCGCACUGCCCAGGUCUUCAUACACCAGGCUCUCUAUGUCAUUGCCCAAGCCAUUGCCACUGCUGUCCAUUAG
Molecule: messenger RNA, 1135 nt
Organism: Carassius auratus (goldfish)
Lineage: Eukaryota; Metazoa; Chordata; Actinopteri; Cypriniformes; Cyprinidae
Product: glutamate receptor ionotropic, delta-1-like
Exons: 5
Coding region: 365-1135 (256 amino acids)
Source: RefSeq, a predicted model, not a curated record